Molecule: messenger RNA, 498 nt
Organism: Saccoglossus kowalevskii
Lineage: Eukaryota; Metazoa; Hemichordata; Enteropneusta; Harrimaniidae
Product: protein phosphatase 1 regulatory subunit 3B-A-like
Source: RefSeq, a predicted model, not a curated record
AUGGACGCCGAGUUCGUUGAUGAAUUUGAGGCCUCUUUAAUUGACGAUAUAUUUAACAGCGAGUUCCGUUCAAAUAAUGCUGUCUACGAGACCUUGGGUAUCGUACCAGACAUGGAUGAAGAAAAUGAAUUUGAGCAACGAGUGGAAGAACAGUGGUUAUACCUUGAAAACGUGGAAUGCACCAAGGAAGGAGCUCGUGUAACCGUUAGGGUAGCUGAUAAUGGAAUCGACAAAACAGUCAAGAUUCGAUACACGCGAAAUAAUUGGCAAACUUUCCAAGAUGUUGAUGUGCAAUCUAGAGAAAAUACACUCGAUAAACAAUCAGAAAGUUCCGGAAUAUCCAACUCCGCUUCCGACAAAGGCAACAAUGUUGGAAAAGUAACCAGAACACCUGCCACUGUACAGUUUAUCUUUGAGCUUGUGAUGUCCAUGGAUUUUGGAAUUGGUUCUCGUCUAGAAUUCGCGAUUUACUGUGAAACCGAUGGUCGCACUAUAUAG